This is a messenger RNA of Perca fluviatilis (European perch), 2194 nucleotides long. It is a transcript of the gene suds3, whose product is annotated as SDS3 homolog, SIN3A corepressor complex component. Gene Ontology annotation, cellular component: Sin3-type complex. Bases 441 to 1301 code for a protein of 286 amino acids. Lineage: Eukaryota; Metazoa; Chordata; Actinopteri; Perciformes; Percidae. Gene Ontology annotation, biological process: negative regulation of transcription by RNA polymerase II. The record is from RefSeq and is a predicted model, not a curated record. The transcript has 12 exons. Gene Ontology annotation, molecular function: histone deacetylase binding.
GUUUAACGUUACAUUGGCUUAACGUCUUCAGUGCUGAUAGAAAACUGAGCCCACGUUCAACGAUAAUAAUACACACGCAAUUGUUUACAUGCUAGCUAACUAACAAUACUAACGUUACGCGUGUGGCAUCAAUCAGUUUUUACCACAUUAUUAGGCAAAUUGGCACUACGUUAUUGUAUAAAAUGUAACCGUAAAUUAAGAAAUCCAGGCAUUUUAUAACCCAUCAGGAUGAAUACACAGUUUAACUAACUGCUAUUCCAAAUGGGGUUUAUAGCGUUAAUUAGCCAACUAGCUACGUGACGUUAGCUCCGAGCAUUGACAGGUCGGCAGGCAAGCGAAACCCUGCGUGCUGUGUCCACUGCACUGCCCUCUUCACACCAUUCAGUGAGACAGGACGGAUAGCAGUGAAAGAGAAAGAAAGACCAGAGGAAAACAAGGCGAUGACAACACUACAAGACACGGAAGAUGCCAGUGAAACAGAUCUUGCCAAGCACGACGAGGAUGACUAUGUUGAAAUCAAAGAGCAAAUGUACCAAGACAAACUGGCCUCUCUGAAAAGACAGUUGCAGCAAUUACAAGAAGGUACACUGCAGGAGUAUCAGAAGAGGAUGAAGAAGCUGGACCAGCAGUACAAAGAGAGACUCCGAAAUGCAGAUCUGUUUCUCCAGCUUGAGACAGACCAGGUGGAGAGGAACUACAUCAAGGAGAAGAAGGCAGCGGUGAAGGAGUUUGACGAUAAAAAGGUUGAACUGAAGGAAAACCUAAUUGCAGAGUUGGAGGAGAAGAAGAAGAUGAUCGAGAAUGAAAAAUUAACAAUGGAGUUGACAGGCGAUUCAAUGGAGGUAAAACCUAUCAUGACUCGGAAGCUGAGGAGACGGCCCAAUGAUCCAGUCCCAAUACCAGAUAAACGGAGAAAACCUGCACCAGCUCAGCUAAAUUAUUUGUUAACAGAUGAACAGAUAAUGGAAGAUCUAAGAACACUUAAUAAGCUCAAGUCACCAAAACGGCCGGUGUCUCCCUCGUCUCCAGAGCACGUCCCCUCCGCUCCCAUGGAGAACCCCUCCCAGCGGUAUGAGGCCCGAAUCGAGGAGGGGAAGCUUUACUACGACAAAAGAUGGUACCACAAGAGCCAGGCCAUCUAUCUGGAGUCAAAGGACAACACAAAGAUUAGCUGUGUCAUCAGCUCAGUUGGGACCAAUGAGAUUUGGGUGAGGAAGACGAGCGACAGUACAAAGAUGAGGAUCUACCUGGGACAGCUGCAGAGGGGAGCGUUUGUCAUCCGUCGACGGUCGGCUGCGUGAAACAUUACCCCACCCAUCCCCUCCCCACCCAACCCCCAUCUGUUCAUCUAUCCAUUCAUUCACCGGCUCCUUCAUCCUCUAUUUCUCUAUUUGGUGCAUCUCAAUUGAGUUAUUCUUCAUCAUAUACACUACCCCCCCCCCAAUUAUAGAAGCAUACACAGACACACACACACACACACACACACACACACACACACACGCAGUCUUCCGUGGCCAAAAAUAACUCAUCUGAUUUGAUCUGUUUGAUCUGGUACAGUAAAAGGGGUCAUAUACGCAACUGACUGUUUUCCAGCAUUAUUUGUCACUAUGUGGCAUGUGUGUGUGUGUGCAGGUAGUUUGUGAUCAUAAAGGAGCCUUCUUUGAUUUGUGUCUCGUGCUGUAAACAGAAAUCCUUUCUACACCAUGCAGUCUUAUUUUACAUUUAUCAUUAAGUUAUUUUUCUUCAACAGCAUCAUGUCGCCCCACAGAAACUGUCUUCAAGCCUUUGUAACUGUCUCACUGGCGACAUGUAACGAAGCAAGCACUGAAAAACAGAUGAGGAAUUGCUUUAGGUUUUGGCUGAUUAUCAUGAAUCCCAUGACUGAAGGAAGUUACCGUUUCCUUAUACCUGGAGUCAUGCCAUUUUCAAAAGAACAUGCCUUCUGUCACGGUCAUCAAGUAAUGGCUGCUUGCUGUGCUGAAGGUUUGUCCUAAUAACAUGUUCAAAAGUCCUAUCUAUUAAACUCUAAAUUUCUUAUUUGAAAAAAAAUAAAUGUAUUUUGAGGUUUUAUGUUAUUUCUUUGCCUUUUAUGUGGUCCUCUCCAUGUAAUUCAAUUGCAUUUGCAUGUGGAGCACUAAGUUUACUGUUGAUGUGUACUGUAUUCCAUUUUAUUAAAAAUGUUUUCUGCAUUUUA